UUCCUCCCAUGACGUCAUCUUUGGGGGCGGGGCUUCCGUUGUCAGGAGGAGUGACGUAACAUUUAUUUUGGAAAAACGAGUCUGACCAGAGGAGAGGGAAGAAUGGAGCAAAGCGCUGAAGAUUACAAGCUGAUAUUUGAGAAGGAGGGAGUUUACCUCCACACAAACGCCAAGAGGAAUAACCAGGACACGUCCAAACCCGGGUUCAUUCGUGUUGUAGAGCGGGCUGGAGUGCCCGCUUUGGAGUGGAGCCCGCUAGAGGAUGAAGGUCGGAGUGCCCCGGCUGUACUCUACACUAAAAAGGACGGAGAAGGAGGGGAGGAGGAUCCGAACUUUGACCCCGGGUAUGAGCCUGACUGGGCCGUUAUCAGCACGGUGAAGAAAGAUCACGAGCCGGCCCCGACCAGAGACUCAGGACAGUGGUCGUUCUCUCUGCCUCUCUCAGAGCUGUACUGCCUCCGGAGAGCUCGCUUCUCGCUGGGACGAAACUUCCUCGUGUUGACUAGUCGAGGGGGACACCCGCUGCCCCCGCUGCACUUCCACAGAGGGGGAACGAGGGAGCUGCUGAGGGCGCUGCAGCGUUACAUCAUCCUGGACCAGUCACCGGUUGACGGGCGGCUCUUCCUCGCCUAUCCUCACGACUCAGGCGCUCUCUCUCAGUCCUUCGACAAGCUGCAGCUUUUCGAUGACGGCGGCAGUGAUCUUGUUACGAGAUUCAUCCAGGACCCGUACGCCACAACAUUUGGCGGAUUCUCAAAAGUCACCAACUUCUUCAAAGCGGCGCUCCGGCCUCCAGAUUCCCCCGCCCACGCACGCAACUCUCAGGAUCCCAAUCUGCCCCCUCAGUCUGACGACGAGCCCGGUUUUGAACUCAUCACAUGUGGGGUGGAGCUCGGUCCCAGACCGCAGGUAACGAGGGGGCGACCUCUGGACAGAUGGGAGGAGUUUCUGGACGCAGAGGGGCGAGUGAAGAACCCAGAGAGGAUCAGAGAAACCGUGUUCAGAGGGGGCAUCAUACCGCCGCUGAGGAAAGAGGUGUGGAAGUUCCUGUUGGGCUUUUAUCCGUGGAACAGCACCACAAAGGAAAGAGAGGACAUUCUGCGGGUCAAAACGGACGAGUACUUCAGGAUGAAGGUGCAGUGGAAGUCGGUGAGUGAAGAGCAGGAGAUGAGGAACUCCCUCCUCAGAGGAUACAGAAGCCUGAUAGAGAGAGACGUCAGCAGGACGGACAGACACAACACCUUCUUCUCUGGGAACGACAAUCCAGGACUGACUCUGCUUCACGACGUGCUCAUGACGUACUGCAUGUACAACUUUGAUCUCGGUUACGUUCAAGGGAUGAGCGAUCUCCUCUCUCCUCUCCUCUUCGUCACGCAGAACGAGGUGGAGUCCUUCUGGUGUCUGGUGGGCUUCAUGGAGCUGGUGCACCAGAACUUUGAAGAGUCUCAGGAGGCCAUGAAGAAGCAGCUCCUGCAGCUCAGUAUCCUGCUGAAGGCUCUGGACCCUGAGCUCUGCGACUUCCUGGACUCUCAGGACAGCGGCUCUCUGUGCUUCUGUUUCCGCUGGCUGCUCAUCUGGUUCAAGAGAGAGUUCUCCUUUGAGGACAUCCUCACCUUGUGGGAGGUCCUCUGGUCUCGACUCCCAUGCGACAACUUCCACCUCCUGAUCGCCUGCUCCAUCCUUCAGUCUCAGAGAGGAGAGCUGAUCGGCUCCGACCACGACUUUAACACCAUCCUGAAGCACAUCAACGAGCUCACGAUGAAGCUGGAUCUUCAGACUGUUAUGCUGGGAGCUGAGGCCAUUUACCUCCAGCUGAUUCAGUGCAAGGAGCUCCCCCUGAAGGUGCAGCAGGUCCUGGGUCUCUACGUCCCAUCCAGCUCUGAGGAGGACAGUCCCAACUCCCAGGCCAGCGAGACGACACAGCUCCUCAGCCAAUCAGAAGCAGGCGCUACGUCAUGUAGCCCAGCAUACGUCCCCUCCUAUCCUUAAACCUGCAGAACUGACAGAUGUAUGGAAAGUAUUUAUAUGAGACUAAAUAUAUAUAAGAGGAAGCUAUGUAUAUAUAUGUAUACAUACAUAUAUAUAUAUAAUGUGAAUGAUCUGAUUAGAAGGACUUUGUUGAAGACUGUUGUUACUGUGUGUGGAAGGCAGGGGGCGUUGUUGAGGCCUUUUUAUUCCUUUAAAUGUACCCAUGGAUGUUCCAGCUGAAGCUGUCUGAUGCUUGCAGUGCUCCGUGUCUUUAAAUAUGUCGUCCUCUUUGUUCACAUGUCUCUGUGAAGGAGUACUGCCAUCCUCUCUCCUCCUCCUCCUCUUCGCGCUGCUCUUUUACCCUCUCACACAUACUUUGAUCGAUGCUGCCUGUUUUUUUUCUGUCAUGGCGUACUUUGGUUGAGAUGUCCGUGACGUCCCCCUCGCCGCCGUACCUGCAAAGGGAAGAAGAUGAAGGAUAACCUCUCCUCGUUAGUACUGUAUAAUGCCAUUCCAGCUCUAUGCAAACUCUUUGCAUGCCUUAUAGUUUCCACAAGUGGAGUGGUGAUAUUUUAAGCCUUGUAAUUAUCUCUAUUAUGUCAUUAUGUUUUCAUCCAUUGAUUAUUACUAAAUAAAAGGUUGAAUCUUA
Messenger RNA from Notolabrus celidotus (New Zealand spotty), 2617 nucleotides. RefSeq names its product TBC1 domain family, member 17 (gene tbc1d17). Gene Ontology annotation, molecular function: GTPase activator activity. NCBI's taxonomy places the organism in Eukaryota, Metazoa, Chordata, Actinopteri, Labriformes, Labridae. The record is from RefSeq and is a predicted model, not a curated record. The transcript is spliced from 17 exons. Bases 103 to 1989 code for a protein of 628 amino acids. Gene Ontology annotation, biological process: activation of GTPase activity.